AUGAAGCAUUUCGUCCAACUAACGCUUUUGGCUUCAGCCCUCGGGUUGCUCCCGCAAGCUCUGGCAUGCACUAACGACGAAGAUUGCGGUUUGAACGGCGUGUGUAACAACAAUACCUGCAUCUGUGAUCCAGGCUGGACCGGUAACGACUGCGGACGACUAGACCUCCGUCCAGGGCCACGGGCAAAUGGCUACAAUCUCACGGGGCAGGGGACAUCAUCAUGGUGCAACGGAAUCCUCCGCGAUCCCCAAAUCAAAGACCUCUACCACUUGAUCGUUUCCGAGUUCACCCACGGGUGCGGUCUCGAUUACUGGUCGCCCUACAGUCGCAUUAUCAGGGCUGAAUCUACAACCGGACCCUUGGGGCCGUACACCUUCAAGCAGGAAAUCGCACCGUCUUUCGCACAUAACCCAUCCGUCAUCUGGAGCGAGAAAGACCAGAGGUACUUGAUGUAUAACAUAGGGUGUCCACAGCAAGUCCCGUCCACCUGCCAGAAUGUCGAUUUCACCUGCGGUCCUGGGAAUGCCAUCAACGGCGAGAGCGGCAUCAGCGUCUGGUCCUCGCCAGAUCUAUACAAUUGGACAUACCAUGGCCAGGUCUUCCCCGGCACAGACAAUAAUGCCUGGGACGCAGACAUUACCAAUCCUGCACCGUUACAUCUCCGCUAUACUCCCAGAAACCCAGCUUCAGCCCGGGGCGCACCAACGAUCCUCGCAUACCGCGGCUGCCCAUACAACUGCAGCGGAGCAGAACUCAUCACCAUCGCCACAGCACCCGACUACACCUCCCCCUACACUCCAAUCCACCCCUCAGCCCCAAUAUUCCCCGAACCAAGCGAAGACCCCUUCAUCUGGGAGGAUAGACGGGGUAAUUUCCACAUGCUGGUACACUCCCUUCUACCCGAUGCAGGUUUCGGCGAUGGGCCGAAUGUAGGUCGGCAUGCGUAUGCGAGAUCUUGGGCCGGGCCGUGGACGUUUAAUAACAAUAGUGUUGCGUUUACUACUAGUGUGGAGUUUGAGGAUGGAAGCAUUGUGGAGUAUUUUAGGAGGGAGAGGCCGAGUCUGUUUUUUAGUGAGGAUGGGGAGAUGAGGCCUUUGCUGCUCUCGACGGGGGUGCAGGAGGUUGGUGAAGGGGCGAGUUAUUCGCUUAUACAGCCGAUUGGGGAUGGUCUGUGA
Messenger RNA from Penicillium daleae, 1176 nucleotides. RefSeq lists its product as uncharacterized. Lineage: Eukaryota; Fungi; Ascomycota; Eurotiomycetes; Eurotiales; Aspergillaceae. Bases 1 to 1176 code for a protein of 391 amino acids. The transcript has a single exon. The record is from RefSeq and is a predicted model, not a curated record.